Messenger RNA from Periconia digitata, 930 nucleotides. NCBI's taxonomy places the organism in Eukaryota, Fungi, Ascomycota, Dothideomycetes, Pleosporales, Periconiaceae. The record is from the annotation of a GenBank genome assembly.
CCGUCUAUCCUGCUGCUCUUGCGCAGACUCACUUCUAAUAACACUACAGACUCAAUUUCACAGCAAUUCCCAUCAAACCUACUGCCAUCAUCUACCAAGAACGGCCAGAACCAGCAUCAUCACCACUUUCUCCACCAUUCCGAGAUGAAUUGCAAUCACGCCAACUACUUGAACUGCGGACGGGGAAUCACUCAGGAUCAAUACGCAAAGGAGAUUCAAAGCACUAAUGUGCACUACAAUAACGGAGAAUUUCUACCCGGCUUUGGCAUUUUCCCAUCCCAGCAGCAAUUCCGGUAUACCUUUGCACAAGAACCAGGUAACAUUUGCCCACGGUGCAACACAUUGUUGCCAGCGGGGGAGGAAUGCGAUUGUUGCGCGCCUAUGAUCUCUCAGCCUGAAGAAGGGGUGUCUGUACCGCAGCAGCCGCAGAAUCAAGCCCAGUCCCAGCCUGAAGAAGGAGUGUCUGCACCACAGCAGCCGCAGAAUUUUGCCAGACCCCAGCUUACUGAUGAGCAACUUCUGCGUAAUCCUGGCCGUCCAAAAAAAUCUCCAGGUGAUCCCAAAGCCAAGUACACGCCGCGGGGACAGAAGACGAAGGCGGCAAAGCGCUCCAAGCAGGGCCGCCCUAAGGGGUCCAAGGAUGGACCUGGAGGCCGCGCCCCCAAAGGCGAAGGGAUCAAAUCCCUCCGAAAGGCCGCAAGGGAACGAGCUGCCGUCGCCGCCUCCGCCGCCAACCAGCCCGAUCACGAUGAGGUGGUCAUGUCCUCGCCAGCCCCCCAAUCAUCACCACUAUCAUCAUCACAAUCAUCACAAUCACAAUCACCACCAUUAGACGAAUUCAACCGCCACGACUUCGUCUUCGAUACCGACUCCGUCUCCGAUACCGACUUCGUCUCUGAACUUUUCCGACUGGGGAUAUCAUCUGGGUGA